CUGAAAGAAAGAAAAGUGCCUUGUGUUCUCAAACUUUCCUCACUCGUGUUGUAAACUUUCCUCCAUAUUUUAGAGAAUUCUUCAGAACAGACAUGGCCUCUGCCACACGUCAAAUGACUGAGGAAAAUUUUCUUUGUUCCAUCUGUCUGAGCAUGUUCACUAAACCCGUGUCCAUUCCCUGUGGCCACAACUUCUGUCUUCAGUGUAUCACAGACUACUGGAGCACUCUUGAUACUGUAUUCCAAUGUCCACUUUGCAAUGAGAAGUUUUACAACAAACCAAUGCUUCGAGUUAACGCUUUCAUUGCUGAGAUGGCAGCACAGUUCAAGACCUCUCCAUCUCAUAGUGACUCUGACCAAGCAGAAAAUGAAGAUGUGCUCUGCGCUCUCUGCACAGGGACAAAUAAGCUCCCAGCCCUCAAGUCCUGCUUGGUGUGCCUCAUGUCCUUCUGUCAAACACAUCUCCAUCGUCAUAUAAAUGUUGCAGCCUUGAAGAAACACAAGCUGAUCGACCCAGUUGCAAACCUGGAGAGCAGGAUGUGCAAGAAACACGAUGAACCUCUGGAGCUCUUUUGCAAGGAGGAUCAAAUGUUUCUGUGUAAAUCCUGUAAAGACAGUGAUCAUAAAACACAUAAGAUAGUGACUCUAGAGGAGGAGGCUCAAACGAGGAAAACCGAGCUGGGAUUAGAAAAAAAAGACACGAAUCAGCUGAUCCAGGAGCGUCAGAAGAAGAUUCUCGAAAUUCGACACUCGGUGGAGGCAAGCAGAAAUACUGCAAGUAAAGCACUGUCAUGCAGCAGGCAUGUGAUGACUGCUGUGGUGGACUACAUGAAGAGAAGCCAAGCUGAACUGACUGAGGUAAUUGAGACGAGGCAGAAAAAAAAUGAAACGGAAGCAGAAGACCUCAUUAAGGAACUGGAGGGAGAAAUUAUGCAAAUAAAGCAGAAAGAUCUGCAGCUUAAUGAUGUUUUACUCACCAAUGACUCCUUUAAAUUCCUUGAGAAUUUCCUUUCUCUUACCAUCAUUUCGCCCGAGGUGAAGGACUGGUCUGAUGUGAUUCCCAGCAGUGAGCAAUUUCCAACUGAGGCCGCCUUGGACCAACUGGAGGCAACAAUCACAAGAGAAAUAACCAUGCUGUGUGAUCCCAACUUUAAACAGAUGCAGCGGCAUGCUGUAGAUGUGACCCUGGAUCCUGACACAGCAAACCCCAGUCUCAACAUUUCUGAAGAUGGGAAGCAAGUCACACAUGUCAACCAAAAGAGGUCCGUCCCGAACAAACCAGAGAGGUUUGAUGAAGUCCUUAACGUCCUGGCCAAGGAAGGCUUCUCCUCAGGAAAAUGUUACUAUGAGGUCCAGGUAAAAGAAAAAACACAGUGGGAUCUAGGUGUUGCACACGAGUCCAUUAACAGGAAGGGUGAUAUAAGGCUGAGCCCGAAGAACGGAUACUGGACUAUCAGGCUGAGAAAAGGAAACGAGCUCACAGCCAACACAGGCCCUGCCAUUAACCUCGAAAGGAGGGAGAUGCUUCAAAAGAUCGGGGUGUUUGUGGAUUAUGAGGAGGGUCAGGUGUGCUUUUAUGAUGUGGAUGCCAGAGCCAGAAUCUUCUCCUUCACUGGAUGUCACUUCAAUGAGAAGCUCUUCCCGUUCUUCAGCCCCUGUGCUAAUGAUGGAGGUAAAAAUGCAGCUCCCUUGAUCAUCACUCCUGUCAAACACACCAGCUGAGAGUUCUGAGAGUUUGUGAAAGACAUGGGGGGGAGAGAGCUGGUGAGAAUCCCCAUGCAGCCACCAGGACUUCACACACACACACACACCACUGUAGGAUUAUGAUACAGCUAUAUAUUUCCAUGGUUUGAAAAAGAUUUGUAAGAGCUGGCCAUUAAUUUUAAUGCUUGCUACAAAGCUGCUUUUGCCUGCCAGUGUGGCCAUAGCUGCUGUAUUCACAAAUACUCCAAGGCAUUUGUUUAUUGUAGCUUGGACUUUUGUGAUACGAAGACUGUAUACUUAUGGUGUGAUGGAUGGCCUUGAUUGUUCUAGCAGGAUUAAAUAGCUAUUACUGUUUUCAGCAAAGACUCGCUUAAUCAGCACACAGGUAUAGUGACUGAAUAACAGCAUCAUGAAUCUAUUAAAAUACACUGAAGGAGUCCUAUUCUUCUAAUGUAGCUGCAGAUAAGAAUUAUUUUCUCCACAAAUUAAUUUUAUUUAAUUAAAAGGGAAAUUGCUGAAAGGAUCUGUCACAAAAUUGGAGCCUGACUGGCACAUAAUGCCACGUCCUCUAAUUAAAAUUAGACAAACUUGCUAGGUGCAGGCUUUCUACGUUCAAAUGCUGCAAAUCUGUUACAGAGAGAAUUAAGCAAACAUUUAUUAGCACAGUCAAUUAGGGUCUUAGUGUUUUCUUUUUUCUUUGUUUAGAGUUUUAUUUCUUUUAGUGAUGAUGCUAGUCUAUCGAGUAUGUGUCUUCUGUAUUAGCUUGUAUAAUUUAAUUCUUUAAUUUAGACAUUAAAUGUCUGAUGAGAUAUGGGAGACAGAUGGAAAGAGUUCAUCAAAACUUUAAUUAUUAAAAUGCCAGAGCUGUGACACUGGGCAGGAGGAAACCCUUGUACUGUCAGUAUUAAUUGAUGACUAUCAAUUAAAAAAAUAUAUGUUAUUUUUCCUUUAGGUUUUAAACAUUUUGUAUUAUUUACAUGAAAAUUCUCAAGUGUUUUUGGGACUAAAACUAUGAUAGAAAGUUAAUCCACAGCUAAUUUUUAAAGCUAUAUUUGGGGUUAUUAUAUUUUAUUUUCAGACUGUUAGUUGAAUGAAAAAGUAAU
This is a messenger RNA of Acanthochromis polyacanthus (spiny chromis), 2806 nucleotides long. Its product is annotated as E3 ubiquitin-protein ligase TRIM39-like. The coding region runs from base 93 to 1721 and encodes 542 amino acids. NCBI's taxonomy places the organism in Eukaryota, Metazoa, Chordata, Actinopteri, Pomacentridae. The record is from RefSeq and is a predicted model, not a curated record. Gene Ontology annotation, molecular function: protein binding; zinc ion binding. The transcript is spliced from 2 exons.